AUGAACAAAGACAGCUCCUUGGAUAACAACCCCAUGGAGGACUCUCAGGAUUCAGAGGAGACAUGCGAGAUGUUCAAGGAUGUUCCCAAAUGCUUGUCUGAGGAAGAGUGGACAAAACUGGAAAAUGCAGAUGAAUUAAGCUAUGUGUACAUGAAGAAAAGAUACGACUUCAUGACUGCUCUAGGUCUCAUGCCCAUCGGCCCAAAUUUCAUCCCUCCGACUAAACAAACCCCAAAAUCUCCUGAGCAUGAUUCAGAUGAAACUCAGAAUCCUGGGAAUCAUGAUUUCCCUGAUACUUCAGGAGUCUUCCAGGAUGUGGGGAACGUUUACCAACAAAGACCAUCUCUGCUUUAUCACCUAUUUACGAACAAAAGUCCUGAGGAGGCUUCGCACGUCCAACCAAAAAAACACCUGAAGAUGGUGCCCGUGAAAGAAGCAAGGGAACAAAAUAAACUGAAGCUACCACCAGUAACCCCAGACUCAGAGCCAGCUCCGAAAAAGCUCUGCCCCUCAGGCAAAGGGAAGGCCUCUGGUCAGCUGAGGAAGAAGAAGCCUGAUUUCCCUGAUACUUCAGGAGUCUUCCAGGAUGUGGGGAACGUUUACCAACAAAGACCAUCUCUGCUUUAUCACCUAUUUACGAACAAAAGUCCUGAGGAGGCUUCGCACGUCCAACCAAAAAAACACCUGAAGGCCCUUUGGCUGGGUGUCCUCAGAGACUCACUUGUAUCCCUUCAAGAUCACAGCACUCCCAGAGGCAUGAACAGAGAGAGCUCCUUGGAUAACAACCCCAUGAAGGGCUCCCAGGAUUCAGAAGAGAAAUGCAAGGCAUUCAAGGAUAUUCGCAAAUACUUCACUGAGGAAGAGUGGGCAAAGCUGAGAAACUCAGAGAAAAGAACCUGUGUGUGCAUGAAGAGAAACUAUGAAAUCAUGACUGGUCUAGGUUUAAUGACCACCUGCCCAGAUUUCAUGCGUCCUAAGAAUUGGACCACAAAGUCUGGGCAUGAUUCUGAUGAAGAUUGGAACCCUGGGAAUGAAGGUCCCUUUCAAGCUGCUGCCCCAGUGCUGGAGCUCACAGAAUCCAAGAAGGAAGAGACUCAUGUCUGGGUCGGCAGGCUGAGGGAAAGAAAGGACCGUGUUGUGUAUCAAGAGAUCAGUGACCCAGAGGAUGAUGACUAA
Molecule: messenger RNA, 1176 nt
Organism: Myotis brandtii (Brandt's bat)
Lineage: Eukaryota; Metazoa; Chordata; Mammalia; Chiroptera; Vespertilionidae
Exons: 10
Coding region: 1-1176 (391 amino acids)
Biological process (GO): regulation of DNA-templated transcription
Cellular component (GO): nucleus
Source: RefSeq, a predicted model, not a curated record